UGUCAUUUUGCUGUCAAUUUACCGUAUGAUUUGUUAUGGAUAAAUUUUAUUAGAUAUUGUUUUUGUAAAAUGAAUUUUUAAUUUAAUCCUUCAAUUUAUAAAAUUAAUUAUGUUGGAAACCGACGAAGUAGAUGAAGAUUACUUCACCCCAGCGCCUAAUACAUCAUUAGCGAAUAUUUUCGGGAAUUCUCAUAAGGAACAGAAAAUAGAAAAUGAGACUUUGAAGUACAUACCCCCUAAGCCACAUAAUCUUGCUGUAAAGCCAGAAGAAACAAAAUCUACAGAAUGUGUCUUUGCUUGUGCUCUUCUUGGUUAUGAAUGGUUUAAUAAUGUUUACUCUCCUAGAGGAAAAAUUGGCCUUGCUAUUUUAAAAGUCAUAAAAUCUGAACAACAUAAUAUUAUAUUAUAUGAUUCAAAUAAAACAACUUUAUCUUGUGUUACUGUUUCACCAACAUUGGAAGUUAUGGUGAAGGACAACCUAUACCUUUCAUAUUAUGACAAUCAACAUAAAUAUUGGACUAUUUAUGGUAAAGAAGAUGAAAUUAAGAAAAUAAUUGAUAUACUAAAAAAUUUUAAUACCAUUAUAAAAUACUCUUCUGAUACUGAAAAAGGGCCACCUGAACCUGAUAAAAUUAAAAAUAUUAUGGAUACUCCAUCAAAAGUGUCUAAUCAGACAGAAAAAGAAAGUGACACAGAUUCUUCAGUGAAUAGAAAGACAAAAUUGUCAAUUUUAAAUAGAAUGGCAACUGUAGGACAGUCAAUAUUGCCACCAAGUACACUAACUGCACUAAAAACUAGUGACUCAUCAGACACCAAUGAUGCUUAUAAUCAUCCCAAGACGACAAGACAUAAACUAUCCAAAAAUAUUGUUCGCAGAAACAAUUCAGAAAAAAAUUUAAUUGAAAGUAAUUCUUUUUUGGAAGCUCAUAGAAUACCAUUAUCAAAGACGGAUCAAUCUAUAGAAAAAAACCCUCUUUAUACCCAUGUAUGUGGACAAUUAGUUCCUGUUACACAAACUAGUAUAAUUACCAGCCCUACUAAUAAUUCAAAUGAUAUGAAUUUGUUUAUAUCUGAACAAAGAAUAAGUAAUAGUGAACUCAGAAUCAAUUUGAACAGAGUGACUGAUAAAGUAGAUCAAGUAUUCAGAAAAAUAACUGAUUUAGAACACAAAGAUGUUAAUUCAGCUAACACAAGCUUUCAGAAUGAAAUACUACAGAAAUUGUUAACUGAAUAUGAGAAUAAAAUAAAAGUAUAUGAGGAAUUAAUAAAAUCUAAAGGAAUUGAAAAUUCAAACACAUUAGUCAAACAUGAAAAUACUGCAUCAGAUAACUUAAAACAACAAUAUGAAGAUGAAAUUAAUUUAUUAAAAAGUAAACUAGCAAAUCUUGAAGAAAUAAACUUGGUAAAAACCAAUAAAAUUUCACAGUUAGAAUUUGAUAUAAAAGAGUUAGAAGAAAAGAUUGAAAGAGAAAGAUUAAGUAAAAAUGAAAUUUUGCAGGAAAUGGAAGAUUUAAGGAAAGAAGUACUAUGUAAAAAUCAAGAAUUAACUGAUAUUAAUAAAAAACAGGAAGUAUUAAAUACACAAACAUUUGAUAAGACAAGUAAUGAUGUUAAAGAUAAAUUAAAAAAUAUUAUGAAUGACACUUUCCAUUCUAUUUCUAUACAUUUUGAAAAUAAUGAUAAUUAUACAGGCGAAAGCAUUAAAAAUAUAAUAGGUGCAGUUAUCAAAAAGGAAACAUUAAAGUCUUUGAAUGAAUUAUAAUUUAAACUUUUUAAUACUUUAUUGUGUUAAUAAUACAUAAGCAUAAAGUAGUAUUUAAUGUCUCCAAUAAAUGUAUAUCUAUCUUCUCGUA
Molecule: messenger RNA, 1853 nt
Organism: Galleria mellonella (greater wax moth)
Lineage: Eukaryota; Metazoa; Arthropoda; Insecta; Lepidoptera; Pyralidae
Product: FK506-binding protein 15
Exons: 3
Coding region: 110-1762 (550 amino acids)
Source: RefSeq, a predicted model, not a curated record